AUGCCGUUAUCAUCAUCGUCAGCACCAUAUUCUACUAUGAUAGAUGAAGACGAACUGAUGCAGGGAGUCACUGGAUUCCGGUUGCCAAAUAGCACAGCUCCCAGACUAUACGUUUUGAAUCUUGAACCUCAUAUUGAUGACGAUAAAUUCACUUUUGAUGGAGACAGCAAUACUGUAUUUGAAGUCCUAUCUCCAACAACUAGUGUAACUUUACAUGCUUUUUCAUCGAUGGAAAUCAAUGAGAUAUACACGUCACUCCAACACAGCAACGGCGCAAUUGAGAAGCCCAUUUCUCAAAGAUUCAAUUCAAGCCUUGAGUUCUUCAACGUCCGAUUCAAUCAUACAUUAAUAGUUGGCAAUUACACGCUGAGACUCAAGUGGAGGGGGAACGGAGUUUUGAAUGACGGAUUUUACCGAGGUACAUACACGGAUAUCAAUGGAAUAACGCGAUACAUAGCAGUGACUUGCUUUGAGCCAUUCGCAGCUCGAAAAGCUUUUCCCUGCUGGGAUGAACCCGCUUUCAAGGCUCAAUAUGAAAUAACGUUGCUGCAUUAUGGCAAUUACACAGCACUAUCCAAUAUGCCUAUUAAAGAGGAAACGUCAGCAGAAGAUAGAAAGAUAUGGACGACCUUCGAGAGAUCUCCAGUAAUGUCAACAUACCUCGCAACAUUCGUACUGACUCAGUACACUAAUCACGUCAAUGAGCAUGGCAAUGUAACAUUUUGGGUCAGACCAGAGAAACUGAAAUCUACUGCACUUAUCUCAGAAAUGACUCCUAGAAUUGUACAAGCGUUGGAAGAUUACACCGCUAUUCCUUACUUCUUACCCAAACUUGACAGUAUUGUUAUGGAAGAGUACUUUGUUGCUAGCAGUGAGCACUGGGGUCUCAUCAGUUAUUCGAAGUAUAUCUUGUAUGAUCUUGAGGUUAACAAACUAUCGGAACGUAAUACUGCACUUGUAUUAGCAGCUCACGAAAUUACACACCAAUGGCUAGGGAAUUUAGUAACUCCUGCGUGGUGGAAUGACAUUUGGCUCAGUGAAGGCGUCACUGAAUAUUUAUCACACAGUAUAUUGGAUAUUGUCAUGCCUAAUUCGCACUUCAUGGAUGUCUUUGUUAUUUCAACCAUUACCGACCCAUCGUUUGGAGCAGAAGAAACGGAAAUAACCCGACUUCCGGUUCGAUGGAUGCCAUCUACCCCGGAAGAUGUUUGGGAAUUGUUUUCUCCAGUAACUUAUAAUAAAGGCGCGGCUAUAACGCGGAUGUUAGCGCAUGUGGUGACCGAAGAGGCAUUCCGCGAUGGUGUGAGGAAAUAUCUUGAGAAAAAUAAAUUUCGUUCAGUGGUAACGGACGACCUAUGGGAAAGUCUGCAAGAGAGCUACAAUGAGAAACAAAUAGUACCUCAUUUAAAUAUUAAAGAAAUAAUGGAUCCAUGGUUGGAACAACCGGGAUAUCCACUGCUGAACGUCACACGAGAUUAUGAUAUAGGAGUUAUAACUAUUAUACAAAGCGAUGGAUCAGAUUCAGGAUCGAACAAUCUCUGGACGAUUCCACUUAAUUAUGCAACAACUUCACGGCCCGAUUUUUCAUCGACUCGCCCAACUCACUUCAUGCGAGAUGAGAAUUUCAUUCUGGAUGGAAUCGAUAGAAAUGAUUGGAUAAUUUUGAAUAUUCAGAAAACGGGAGAACAUGAUUAUGAUUUAUUGAUGGAUAUGAUUGCAUACUUGUACCGAGAAACGAAUCCAUUGCCGUGGAUAGUUAUGGAAAAACUCCUGAAAACAUUUUCAGAGUGCUCAUUGAGGAUCUUCACAUUUAACACUUUUAAAAGAUAUGCACUACAUUUAAUGGAUAACAUGAUAAAGGAAAUUGGCUUUAAAGAUCGUUCACAAGUCAAUGAUAACCUAGUACAGCUGGCAAGAAUUGGACUUCUGCCAUGGGCCUGUGAGCUUGGCCAUAAAGAGUGCAAAGCCAUAGCUCCGAUAAAAUUGAUGGAAAUUCUGAAUAGUAAAACGAACAAGUCACUCAUAGCUGAUCACCGCGACUGGAUUUAUCGUACCGCUCUGACUGACGCAAAUGAAUCACUCUGGGAUCAAGUGAUGGAAAGUCAUUGGAAACACCCACGUGAGCAUAAUGUAUUCAAAUACUUGGGAUAUUCAAAUAAUCAUACUUUGUUGGAGAAAUAUUUACCACUAGCGAUGGCAAAAAAUGCCACUUUACUAUCUACUGAUCUGUAUGAUGCAUUGAUAUCCAUGGCUAUGGGACCAAGGAAAAAUUAUAAUUUCGGUCUCAAUUUCUUUAUUAAUAACGUCGAUAUGAUACGGCAAUAUUUGAAGGAAAGAAAUUACAAAGGAAUAUUUAAGCAUCUUUGCCAUACAUUCUCCAGACAGGUUAAAACUCAGCGUCAGAAACUGAAGGUAACGAAUUUUCUUCAUAAACUACUAGACGACGGAAAACUUCGCAAAAUUGCACCUUUUCUCGAAAGCGCUGAGAAAUCCAUGAUUUGUAUGGAGAAAUCAUCCCAAGUAUUUCAUGAGAUUCUAGCGAAAAAUUCGCAUUUUAUCAAUUUUAUACGAAAUGAAAAUUCGAACAAUUUAUGAGAAAGAAAAAUUUGGAGUCCGCAUUUAUUUAAUAUUUUAGUACUUAAAAUUCAAAAGAUUGGAAAAUUCAACUUGAAAAUGUAAAUUUAUUAGUUUCGAAGCCAAUAAUCAUAAACCGAAAAUCGCUCGUGCUUAAAUUUCUCAGAAGUUUGAACAUUUGCUUAACAAAUAAAUGCUUUUCAAAAAUUGGCUAGUUUUAUAGCUCUUUUUAAAUUGUAAUUCCCAGGAAAGAAAAGGACCCAGAUACAUGUACUGACAUUCACUACGUAUUUGAUCGUCAACCAUUUUAAUCAUUCAAGUCUUCAAUCCUCAAACUAUCCAAUCGUUUUACAGCUUCACUCAACAGUUCAGAAAUCCGAAACAUCUCGAUUAUUUUUAUUAUGGUCGUUUAUGAGACGUAAAAGACCCAAAACAAAGGUCAUUGAAGACUUGAAGCUGGAAAAUCGAUGCAUACUCAUCCUUUUACCUGAAUUAUCCCUCGAGUUUACGCGGAUCCUUCGAACACUGCAACAGGUGCCACCCACUUUUUCUACCAAUUUCCAAUUUGUCCAAUCCUAUCAAUUGUUACGAAAAUGAAAAAUUCAUCCAAUCACUAAAGAUCCUAAUUAUCCCCUCCAUUCUGGAAGUCAGACGUUGAAAUUUAUUCACACGUUUCAUCAAUUCCAAUUUAGCUCUCGAGUAAGUAACCAACUAAAAUUAUUUCAGCAAUUAUGUACAGUGUCUAGUAAAUGUAAAAUAUAUAAGUGCU
Diachasma alloeum is the source of this 3343-nucleotide messenger RNA. RefSeq names its product thyrotropin-releasing hormone-degrading ectoenzyme. NCBI's taxonomy places the organism in Eukaryota, Metazoa, Arthropoda, Insecta, Hymenoptera, Braconidae. Gene Ontology annotation, cellular component: cytoplasm. The transcript has 10 exons. Gene Ontology annotation, biological process: proteolysis; peptide catabolic process. Gene Ontology annotation, molecular function: peptide binding; zinc ion binding; metalloaminopeptidase activity. The record is from RefSeq and is a predicted model, not a curated record. Bases 1 to 2595 code for a protein of 864 amino acids.